Messenger RNA from Darwinula stevensoni, 2925 nucleotides. The record is from the annotation of a GenBank genome assembly. NCBI's taxonomy places the organism in Eukaryota, Metazoa, Arthropoda, Ostracoda, Podocopida, Darwinulidae.
AUGGAGGAGAAAAAAGUGUUGCAUGAAGAGUUGAUGAGAGGCAAGAAUCCGAUCAAAGGAAUGGACAUGCCGAUCUAUCCUCUUCCGUUUGUGGCCAUUACAUCUACGAUUGGUAGAUUCCGUUUGGGUGAAGAUCGACAAGACGGAAAACAAUGUCUAAAUAUCCUCUUCCUCGGCCUAACUGGAUCAGGGAAAUCGAUGCUGCUGGAAGCCAUGGGGAAUUACGUACUGGGAGUGGAGUUUGGAGAUCCAUAUAGAUUCCAGGUGAAGAAGUACGGACCCACGAACACGAUCACCUCGCACACCUUCUUCACCAGGGACGAGCAUAGGUUCCCCCGUCCCGUCACCUUCAUCGACGCGCCAGGCCUUCAAAAAGGGACGCCCAAGGAGGACCUGAAGUUGAUGGAAGACAUCCGAACUUACAUCCACUCGAACCAUCGGUUGGGCAUCCACGCCGUCAUUUAUGUCACCGCAGGCUCUCAGGGGAGACUGACGGCGGAACAGAGGAUGGUGAUGGAGUGCAUGUCCCAAUGCCUAGGAGAAGAGACUGGCAGCAUUUCCUAUUUGUUUUGCACAUUCGCAGAUAGCAAACAUCUCCCCGUCUUAGAAUUCUUGAACGAGGCCGGACUGAAAUACAAUGAGCCAUUUCCCGCGAACAGCUCUUCCUACUUCGCAAAGAAGGAAGGAGAAGACGAUGGAAGUUCUUCUGACGAAGACAAUGAAGCAAAAACUGGAUCCAUUAAUGAACUAUUGCUGAAGAUGACGACGGAGAGCUUCAAGGAAUUCAGCAAAGCUAUCCAGAGGAAUCAACCCAUUCAGAUCCCAGACGAAAAAGAAAUAGAAAAGGAAGAGGUGGCACGGGGACUUCCUUUGGGUGAACCCAUGCUGGAAGAAGGGAACGACCACUCUCGGAAGACUGGCUCCCCGGGGACCCAAAGGUACCGGAAUAGACUCUACAAUGUCACUUGCUCCGAUAGGAUUUUCCGCAUGAGUCCACAGAAGAUUGCCUCACUGGUUUUUGGAGGAAUCAUCCUCGCCGUCGGUAUCGGCCUCAUCCUCGGGAUAUUCACUGAAAGUGUUCUCAUGGCUGUUAUAAGCAGUUUGCUGGUUUUCGUGGUCUAUGAGGCACUUAUCUACAUGAAGGGGAUCGAAGAAGGACUGGAUGGUUAUGAGGAUGAAGAGAAGCCUCUGUUGCAGGGGACACCGAAGGAUAAGUACUCCCCGGGUUACACAGGAGAGGAACGAGAACGAAUACAGUCCAAUGGACACCGGUUGAGCACUGGGGAUCCUAAGAAGGAGACAUUUGAAGGGAAAAUUGAGGAUUUGAGAAAAGAAAGCAAAGUAAUAGAAGGAGAGGACCCGCCGGCCUACCUUCUCCCAUUCCAGCCCAUUCCGACUGCAGGUGGUAGAUUCCGUUUGGGAGAAGAUGAGGAUGAUAAACAAUGCCUGAACGUCCUCCUACUUGGCUUGACUGGAUCAGGGAAAUCGACGCUGGUGGAGGCAAUGGGGAAUUAUGUUCUGGGAGUGGAAUUCUGGGAUCCCUAUCGAUUCCACGUGAAGAAGGACUACGGACCCACUGAGGGGAUCACCUCGCACACCUUCUUCACCAGGGACAAAAGAAGGUUCUCUCGUCCUGUCACCCUCAUAGACACGCCUGGCUUCCAAAAGGGCACGCUCGGGGAGGACUGGAAGUUGAUGGAAGACAUCCGUGCAUUCAUCGGAUCCAACCAUGCGCUCGGCAUCCACGCCAUCAUUUAUGUCGUGCAAGCCUCCCAGGUUGCUUCUUCUCCUUUCGUCCCUACAAAGAAAUGGAUUCUAGGGAGAUUGACGACAGAGCAAAGAAUGGUAUAUGGGUAUAUGGCCAAAGUCUUCGAAGAGCACAAGAGAGUCCCGGAGAUCUCUUAUUUGUUUUGCACAUUUGCGGACGGCAAGAAGCUCCCCGUCAUAGAAUCCGUGAAAGAGGCUGGACUGAAUUACAAGAUGGAUUUCCCCGUCAACAGCUCCUCCUACUUCGCCAAAGAGGAAGAAAACGGAUCUUCCAGUGACGAGGACGAGAAAGACGAGAAAGAAGAGAAAAGGGGGACCAUCAAUAAACUGCUGUUCGACAUGACGACGAAGAGCUAUCAGGAAUUCUACGCGGAUAUCGAGCGGAAUCGCCCCAUUGAAGUCCGCGAUCUUCGCCCAAGAAAGGAGAAUGGAAAGGAGUAUGGAAAGGAGGAGAGAAAGGAGGAUGGAAAGGAGGAUGGAAAGGAGGAUGGAAAGGAGGAUGGAAAGAAGUAUGGAAAGGAGGAUACCCUCUUGAAGCCUGACGAGGAGAGUGUUCUGAUAGAGCCAGACGAGGAUAUUCCCCCUGCGGAGACCCGGACGAUGGGAGAUAGAUUCUGUGCUUUCAUCGUCCGUCUUUGGGCAUCCAUCGGACGUUCAACAAAGGAACUUCGGAGGACAACCCUUCCCGGUGUCUCAUCCUUCCGGAGGACGGCCUUCGUUGAGGCCUUUCGUCUGACCCGACAUCUGUCGGACCCCUCCAUGGUCAUCAAACGACUCUUCCAUCGGGAAUCUCCAUUGGAUCUGAAGAUACGGACAGCCAAUAAGUCAUCUGAUGGACAUGUCCAAGGAUUAUCUUUGGACGAGACAUUUAGUCAUGCACUGGAUGUCCAAGGAGAAUAUGCGUUGGAUGUUGAAGUGUCCUUGAGUCGAAGUCCGAUGGAUUUCUUUCGGACAUCAGGUCCCGUCAACGAUGGCUUCACAGUCCCUGGGGGCCUGUCCACUCAAGGACACCCAGGCAGUGCGCCUCAAUCAGAUUGCAGCAACGACCUAUCCACAACUCUUUUGACUAAGAGAGUUAUUCAUCUGGACCACCGAGUGUCCAGCUCUCGAAAGCUCCAUGACCAGGACGGGAAGUGGUUGAAUCUGGGCACAACCUAA